Molecule: messenger RNA, 1377 nt
Organism: Phanerochaete carnosa HHB-10118-sp
Lineage: Eukaryota; Fungi; Basidiomycota; Agaricomycetes; Polyporales; Phanerochaetaceae
Exons: 9
Biological process (GO): secondary metabolite biosynthetic process
Molecular function (GO): FAD binding
Source: RefSeq, a predicted model, not a curated record
CCAAGGUUCAGGGUAGCCAUCUGUGGGGGAGGCAUAGGAGGCAUGUGCCUUGCUGUCGCGCUCUCGAAGUACCCAGACAUCGAGACAGUCGUCUAUGAAGCAGCAGGUAACUUUCAGGAAGUCGGUGCUGGAGUUAUGUUGUGGGGUAGAACAUGGAGAAUCCUCACGUUACUGGGCCUCGAUAAGGCCUUCCGCGACCUGGCAGGUGUAGCAGUCGAUGGAUCGCAAGACCCUCCGUUCAACUGGACAUACCGCAGGUCUGACAUGGGAAGUGAAGGUUACAAGAUUGACACAGUAACCUUGCCCUCGUGCCCUAUGCAUAACUACCAUCGAGCUCACGUUCUUGAACUGCUUGCCGGAAUGCUGCCGGAGGACACGGUGAAGCUUGGCAAGCGCGUUGCCUCUUAUCAGAGAGUCGCAGACUCCAGUCUAGUUGCCGUUACCUUCGCGGACGGGUCCGUGGUCACUUGCGAUGUCCUCGUGGGGUGCGACGGUAUCAGGUCUGUAGUGCGACGAUACAUGUUCGAAAGCUUGGCCGAGAAGGGACUUCCCGAGAUGAAGAAAUACAUUGAGCCCGUCUGGACGGGCGAGACACUGUAUCGAGCCCUUAUUCCUUCGGAGCAUGUGUCGAAGCUGGGACUCGGGGGCGGAAGGAAGUAUUCAGUCCUCGGAGAUCCUCUUAUGUAUUGUGGAAAGAACAAGCAUUUCAUGGGCUAUCCCAUCGGAAGGGGGAAAUGGGCGAAUGUAGGGGGAUUUGACACACACCCCGAGGCUGCGGGCACAUUAUACAGUGGGCCUUGGGUUCAGGAAAGUUCGUCAGAGGAACUUCGUGGUGUGUUUGCGGGAUGGGAGUCCGAGCUUCAAGAGGUACUCAAGUCUAUAGAAAAGCCCACCAAAUGGGCUAUACACCAGCUGCAGCCGCUUCCCACGUACACCUCUGGGCCGGUCGCGCUCCUGGGUGACGCGGCUCACGCCAUGACGACACACCAUGCAUCCGGAGCGGGACAAGCGUUCGAAGAUGCAUAUAUUCUCGCUGGUGUUCUGGGGCAUCCCUCAGUAACCAGAAGAAGUAUUUCGCUUGCGCUCAAGGCCUACGAGCACAUCCGACUACCGUCAGCGGCAGAUGUCAUGUCAAGGUCAGGCAAGACUGGCCCGAUUUACGAGUUCAGAAGCCCUGAUUCAGGUGAUGAUCAUACGUCAUGGAUUUCGGCACUCCGUAAACAAUUUGAUUGGAUUUACGGAGAAGAUCCAGCGAAACAGCUAAAAAGCGCGACAGAGUGGAUGGCGAAACAGCAAUUAGCGUCCUCUGGCCGUUCCAAGCUUUGAUAUCACAGUCUACACAUGUAUACCGCAGUUCUAGUUCGUGUCAUAUGCGGC